Molecule: messenger RNA, 904 nt
Organism: Polypterus senegalus (gray bichir)
Lineage: Eukaryota; Metazoa; Chordata; Cladistia; Polypteriformes; Polypteridae
Gene: vhl
Product: von Hippel-Lindau tumor suppressor
Exons: 3
Coding region: 144-656 (170 amino acids)
Source: RefSeq, a predicted model, not a curated record
UUUUGAUAAUGUAAACACGUCUGCUGUUAAGAAAGAGAAGGAAGCCGAUACAGUUGAGGAGAAUUUGUUUCUUUUAUAAAAGAUAGCUUCCUAGCUGUUUUCCUGGACGGGUCAAGACCGCACUACCUCGUACGGUCUUAGCGAUGCUUGAGAUGCAGCAUCCUGUUCCUGCACGCCGCCCUCCUCCAGUAAUUAAAUCUUAUAACAGUCGUAUCUCAUGUAACGUUGUCUUUUGUAACCGAACACUUCGGGUGGUCCGACCAGUAUGGAUCAAUUUUAAUGGGGAGCCGCAGCCGUUCAGAGACUUGCAACCCGGAACCGGGAGGCGGAUGACGACAUACUUAGGUCAUCCUUGGAUGUUCAGAGAUGCAGAAACAGACACGUGUCUGCAAGUGAAUGGAAGAGAGAUGUUCAUACCUAACAUAUCACAUCAUGCAGCACCUAGGGAAUCACUGGUCUUCAUCACUCUUCCAGUUUACAGCCUAAAGGAAAUAUGUUUGCAAAGAGUACGCGGCCUUGUGAAGCGAGAAGACUACAGAAAGUUGGAAAUAGCAAGAUCAUUACAUGAUGACCUGGAGGACCACCCAGCUGUAGAAAAAGAUCUGCAGAGAAUUGCACUGCGACUGGUAGAAAAAAGGGAAAUGCAGCAGGAGUGAAUGUGUCAAAGACUUUAUGAUACUGGAUAAUCAGGACAUUGAGUACUACUGCCAUGCACUGCUCUAUAAAGUGUUAUAUUUAUACAGUAUAGUAUUGUUUUUAAUAAUAGAAGACUAUUCUCUUUCUUCAUUCCGUUUUGAUUGUCUGAAUUUUUUUUUUAUCAUCCACUGCAUUCAGUAUUUUGUAGCGCAUUGUUGCUCUCAAACCAAGCACUGUGAAUUAAAAGAACUCUGGCAUUUCCAUUGUA